This is a messenger RNA of Seriola aureovittata, 1074 nucleotides long. Its product is annotated as tumor necrosis factor receptor superfamily member EDAR-like. The transcript is spliced from 8 exons. Gene Ontology annotation, molecular function: signaling receptor activity; protein binding. The record is from RefSeq and is a predicted model, not a curated record. Gene Ontology annotation, biological process: positive regulation of JNK cascade; positive regulation of canonical NF-kappaB signal transduction. The coding region runs from base 1 to 1074 and encodes 357 amino acids. Lineage: Eukaryota; Metazoa; Chordata; Actinopteri; Carangiformes; Carangidae.
AUGGACAGUUUGCCAGUAAGGCUUUGUCUCUAUGCUGCCCUGCUCACGCUUCAGUGUGUGCAGGUGCAAUCCGAGCAGACCUGUGAUCCAACUGAGUUCUUACUUCCUAAUAGCACCUGUGUUGCCUGCCCUGUAUGUGGGCCUGGAGAGCAGCUCUCACAGGACUGUGGCUUUGGAGAUGGUGGUGAAGGAGUGUGUAUUCUGUGUGAGGAAGGGAAGUUCAGCUCCAAUACAGGUGUGGAUCCAUGCAGAAGAUGCACCCAGUGCAAUCUGCUGAACCGCCUAGAGAAGACAGCAUGCUCGCUAACCAAUGAUGCCCUAUGUGGGCAGUGCCUCACAGGGUACUAUGAACUCAGGAGCUUGACUGGGGAAGUGGAGCCGCCCUGUGUGCCUUGUUACGGCCAUGACAAAGUCCAUAAAGAGUGUUUGCUUUUCACAGCUCAAGGCUCUAAAGCAAAGCAGGUUCCCGAGUAUUGUCAUGGACCUGAGGGACGACUGUCUGCAGCAGGUCUUCAGCACACACCUUUGUCCGGCUGCACAGAGACAACAGUGAAACAAUCAGAGGCCCCUUCACAAACAACUGCUCCAGCUGAAGAUUCCUCAAGAGGCCUAAACUCACUGAGCCAUGAGAAUGAGGUGCAUCCUACUUCUAUUGUGAUUAAUGUCACCACCAACAUCAAGCCCUCCAGUCAGAAGAAAGAGAACAUCACACAGGACGACCAGCACAGCAGCUGCGACACCAGAGAAGAGUUGGAGCAAAAACUGCAGACAAUAUGGGAGAUGGCUCAAGGUCACAGUAUUGAGAUGCUCGACUAUGACUUGGUCCAGGACUUGUCCCUGCUGCUGGACUCUGCUGACAACAGGAACGUGUUGAGGAGACUGGGGCAGUCUUUGGGUGUCCCACCUCAGGUCAUCGCUCAUCUCCAAGGCUUCCAGGACCUCUUUCAAUACCUGCGCACCUCCACCUACACACUGCUGCCCCAGCUGGCCCAGGCUGCUGCGCUCUUGCCUAAUCCUGAAGUUGUUGCUAGGAUACACAGAGCUGUGGUGAACAAGUGGCCACUUAGACCCUAA